AUGUUGGCGUCGUUUCUUGUCUCUCGGCUCAACGCCGCUCUAUCGUCCGUCUUUCAUACCAUUGAGCGGGACCAGCUUAGCAUUUCGCUGCUUGCUGGCGAACUCUGUCUGGAAAACCUCCGCUUCAAAGAAGACUCCCUCCUUCCGUUCUCUUUCCCGGUGCAAGUCACGUAUGGAUGCGUUCGGUUUGUCCGCCUGAAGGUCAACUUUUUACGGCUUCUAUCGCGACCAGUGACCAUUGAGGCGAAAGAUAUCCUUGGGAUUCUGACGACCUUGCCAGCGAGCGAGUGGAGUGUGGAGGUAGAGGAAGAGAACUGGAGAAACAGCAAGCAGCUCCUGCUGCUGUCCGAUGAAUGGCUUACGUUUCUUCGGGAGGGCGACACAGGGGAAGGCUCCUCUUUCCUGGCUCGUCUGCUCGCCGCCCUAAUUAAACGUACAGAGCUGUUCGCGACGCGGGUGGAGCUUCGACUAGAGGAAGCGGAGAUCCGACACGACGGCUGCUUCUUCGCCGUAGGAUGGAGAGCCGAGCGAAUCCACACGCUCCUUUGUGAAGAAGAAACUGAUUUAUCGACGUUCAGCAACGGUAUUCCGUCGCAUGCCCCAGUCAAGCCCUCUACUGCUUGCUCUGUCUGUUCGUCGCCUGCAAACCUGACGACACGUGAGACAGUUGUACCCAGCAGCCGUUCGUCUCCCUCACCUAGGGCGCGAUCGUCUCCAGAGGCGUCGACUGCAGAGCCCUCCUCGGCAGAAGCUGUGCCGCCAUCUUUGGAGAGCGUCGAGUACUCCGUUUCUCCCUGUUUCGACUCAGCGACUGGCCGCCAGACGCGCCGUACAAACGAAGUUAUCAGAGACAACGACGUGCCGAGAUCUGUGCGAGCAGGGGACGCGACUGACGGCGGACCGACGCAGAACGGCGAGGGACCUGCGCAGCCCUUGCACGACAGCUUGCCAGACGGUACCCACGCACAGGCGCGAGCCCGAGCUCGUUGUCGUGAUUCCGCGCCGUCUAGAGCCCCGGCGGUUCCUAAUGUACCGGGGGAGACUGGCAGCGGAGACGCGGAUCCUCCGUACUCAUCCUGUGGCUCCAUUUGGCGACGGCUGGGGGCUGCACUGCUGCCUGGGAGACCAGCGAACUCUCCGCUGCCCUCCGCCGCUUCCUCAUUGUCUUCUUCUGCGUCGGCGAGCGGAUCGCCUUCACUGCAUAGGGCGAGCGACGGAGGCCGCGACCCGUGUUUGGCCCGCCUGCCCCCGAGACCUUGUUUCCUGCCUCAGUCUGAGAAUGCGUCACCCCCUCGACUGCGCGGAAGUGACACAAGGCAGUACGACGGACAGUAUGCAGACUUCGCCGAGGCCUGCGUCGAACCGCCUCGCGCACCUCCGUGGCUCCAUUCGCGGUCGCCCCCGUCCUCAUCAGUGCACUCUAUGAACAGCCAGAAGCUCUGCGACUCUGCAUCGUCUCAUUGCCCUCAGUGUUUCGCCGAGAGUCCCUCGGGUAACCGAUCUGUGACUUCCGCGCGUGCGGAAACCGUGCCCGACGGCGCGGACGUCCGCAACCACCGCACCGCUUCCCGUCUUUGCCUACUCUCGUCUUCUCAAGCCUACUUCAAGAAGAUUGAAUUCGUUCAUUCUGCUAUCUACCUUGAUCAGCUUACUUCCUCCGGCCCCCUCAGUCCGUGGCUCCCCCAUCCAGCUGCGUACCGUCGACAUCUCUUCUCGCAGGGCGUAUCAAGUGCUACUAGAGAGCCUCGCCGGACGUCUUUGCCUCUCGGGUCUCCUCAUCCGUUUCCGAUUCCGUCUACUGGGCUCACACCCCGCAUCCGCGGGGACUCGGAAAGACUCGAAACCGGCUCCGAAGAUGGCCCGCGCGAGGCGACUUUUACACCAUGUGACAUCGAAGCUCCACACGCUGGCGAUGGUAUAACCUCUCCUGCUCCCCGCCCUCCUUUGCCAUCGCCUCGACCUCGACGGCGGCCGGCGGAUGUGACUGGGCAGGCCCUGUCGGAACUUGAUGGCGACGAGGGUGGAGGCAGACAGACACAUCGGAUGGAAGAACGUGCACGGCUGCCUGUCGGGAUUGAGCUAACUGCCUCUGACGCUAGCCACGGGUCUCCUUUCGACAGUACGGAGAUCCGGCGGCUGAGCGCGCCUGCACCACGCAUGCGGCGGCGGGGACGUCGGAGCGAUCAACGGCCACGGAGAGGCGAAAAGCCGUCGCCGCUGGACGAGGCCGGAAGACGACAUGACGACCAGGAUCUCGCCGUGUCCCCUUCCUCUGCUGCGUCGUCGACCGUCCGUUCUGCUGUAGGCCGCGACCCAGGGGACGUAACAUCGUUGUAUGACUUGGUUUCACUUGAUGACAUGUUUUGCAAAUCUGAAGAGAGCGCGCCGCACCACGCAUACAUUUUUCGGCCAGGAAGGAUUGAAUUAUACCUCCGUCUGGUUCUCACUCCGAAACAGGGGGUCCAUUCGUGCCCCCUCCUCUCGGAUCGCUCCUUCCCUCGUCCGCUCCGGCCCUCUGUCGGGCCUCGCUCUCCAAAAGCUCUUUUGUCUAGUGCGGCGCCGGCUGGCUGCAGCCCAUCUUUUUCGCCCUGCGGCUGGAACCUGUCGUCGUCUGCAAUUCCUCUCUUGGAUCGGCUUCAGCGGACUACCGCGUGGUUCACUGACUCGACUCGUCGGAACACCGACAACGACGACGUGCCUUACCGAGACCCGGGGAGACACACUCGGGGUGAGGGCCGCCCGCGGACCGGAGCGGCAGCACAGGCAUGGGGCGACCAAGACCAACAGGAUGUCGUCCGUGUACAGCGUGGCGAUUCGCUUUGCCCCUCUUUCUCGCAGAAGGAAGAUAGCGUCUGUUUCGCUUCGCUCGAGAAGGCGCUUUUUGCGUCCCAGUCGCCUGACGCAGAGCGUAUUCUGGCAGAGGGAGGCAGUCCCUUCGCGUCGACAGCAGUGAAGGAGCCACCAUAUCUGCCUCCAUGCGGCAUGCUACGCCUCCCUGCUAGAGCGGGCGGGAGCGAGCACCGGCGAGGCGGGAGAGAACAAACACGCCCCAGCCGCGAUACCGGAGUUUUCACUUGGCCACAGUCGCCACGGGUCUCUUCGUCUUCGCCUCGUGACCGCGUGCGUCCUGGAAGACGCUUCAGCGAACACGUGCACGCUGCCGACAGCGAGGCAAUGUCUUCCAGUCUCCCGAAGCUUCGCCGCGCAGCUUCUCUUCGUCAAGACGGAGACAAUGCGCUGCGCGUUCGCCAUGCCUCCUCCGUGGCGUGUACGGCCUGGGAGAACGGGUGGUCCUCUGCCGACUCUCUGCGAAAUAGCAGACAAGGAGCAGUGCGCGGGAGUCGCACCUUACAUAACGCCGAUGACGGGGUUUCGUCUCCGCCAGCCGGCGCAGGCAGUGCGAGCGAGAGACAGGGCCAAACUCGUGACAGUGAAACAGAUGGGCGUGAUCGAGGCGAAGACCUGUUCGCUCCUGUGUUGCUCUCACAGGGACACAGUGUUUAUGCAGAGGAGGAAGACAAUUCACUCCCCUCGCUCAGCCUCACUUUUGUCGUACCUUCGUGCACCCUCACACUGAGGAGAGACCAGGUCACCAGCAUCUUUCAGUGGAUUCAGUAUACCAUCGUCCUCUACUCCGAUCUCGUCUACGGUGCUGUCGCUGACCACAUGAAACGAAAGCCGUCUGUUGAAGAGCAGGACGCGUACACAGCAGCCUGGCGCCGCCACCUUCUCACCAAAUCCGGCGGUCUUCCGACCGUGUAUUCGACUUGCAGAGCCGAGCCCGCGGAGGCACGCCGCCAGCAGCCGAACCCCGUUAUCGCCGACUCUCCCUUGUCGCCUCCCGCGGUCCUGGCUUCUUCAGCGGAAUCUUCCACAGCUGCCUCCUGCCCGUCCUGGUCCCUUCUGACUGAGGAGGCGAGUCGCGCGGAAGCGGCGCGCCGAGACGAGCAGACGCUUAAGAAUUUCGAGGAGAAAUUCUGGGUCGACGAAAUUAUACCGUUGCGCCACCUGGCGCUCGCGUCUCUGAAGAAGGCGAGCGAAAGACAGAGACAUCGCUUGGAAGGCGGCUGGGGCGCUCUCGCCUUCACUACACUGAAGCGCGACGAGGGCUUCCUCUCGUUCGUCGAUUCAGCUCAGCUGUCUCUCAGUCGAAGUGAUUGCGACACAAGAAUGCGCAACGAACGAGUGAGGAGGGCUUCAUCGCGAGAGGGCGCUCUUCCGUUUCCUUCAGUGUCUUCAGUGCCAGAAGGCUCUCCUUCCGCCACAGUUGAACGAAGAGAAGAAAGGCGCCAAGAAGAGUCGGUGCCUCGGCCUCUGUUUGCUCAAGACGGGGCGGCGACUGUGCUCGCUGGUGCUGACGACAGCCGUCGUCGCCAUCUUUGUGACUCACUGCGGAGAGGAGGAGGCCGAGAGGGUGCGUUCAGCGCAUCGGAGCACGAGGGCCAAAUGCACAAGGCACAUCGGGGAUGCCAGCGAGAGGCAGACGGCUCAAGAGAUGUUGGAAACACCAGCUCUGAUGUUAUGCCUGACUGCUUACUAGUUCCGCGGACAUUUGCGCGUGGGAGAGUGCCCAACUGUCGAGCUGAGGAGGCACUCUGCUUACACACCGACGCACCGGGCGGCGAUCGCGUCUCGGAGCGCCACGGCGGCCGCCAAAUCGUUGUCACGGGGUCUGACGGUAGAGAACUGAUCUUUGAGAGAACGAUGUAUACGACAGAGAUUCUCCACGGAGGUCAAACACACUAUGUCUCAAAUGGCUACCAUCGCCACUCGUCGCUAUUCUCGUCUGCGCCUCUGUCCACUCCUUUUGCUUCGCCCCCUUCCAGUUGUUUACCAGGGUGCCCCCCGCCUACAAAGGAACGGACUGAUUCGCAGAGUGAUGCCAACUGUCAAUCCGCUCCAUCUACCUUUCUUCGUGCUUCCUUUACGCCUCGUCCAGCGUGCGAUGCGAGGCGCAGUGCUCACACCAGUAGCCUAAACCACAUAGGGCACCACUCAGAGUCACCAUAUGUGUCUCGCUCCUGUCAAGUCAACGCGCCAAGUCCUGCUCGCGAUGCCUCUCCUGCCCACGUAGUCGCUGACAACGGCGUCGCCACUUCAGGUUUCGCCUUCAUUGGAGCCGACCUAAAUCCCCUUGAUCUGGCAGAAGAAGAAUGGGAUGAAAGUGCUGUGCGAGAGGACGUUCUUCGCAAUAUCGAGUCACUCCAGUCGGGACGCUUUACGAAGUCCACGCUUGUCGCCUUUGUGUUCAAAGAUGUGCGCCUGCGGCUGUGGAGCUCUAGCAGCUCUUCGCCGCAUAGCGACGCAGGCGCGAGAGGCAGCAGACGUGCGAGAGGUACGACCACCGCUGGAUCCCGCUCGGCCUUCUUGAAUGGGCAAAGAACGCAGCCAGAUGCAGGGGAUGGAGACCAAAUGCCGCCGCCUCCAACCCUUGCCAGCCGCAGGCGACGGGAAGGCGCUGCAUCAGAGGAGGAGCGAAGACGCACCGGAGAGAGGACUGCGUGGAAUGCGGUGUGGGGCGCCGCCGUGAGAGAGCGGACAACGUUCCAUCGCCAACGAGGAGAAGCUGAGGACACGCGGAGGCGACAAACCCUGAGUGGCGACGACCACUGCCUGCUCCUCACGUGCGACGAGCUGUACUUCCACAGGCUGAACUGGGCUGACGGCAGGGGUUCUAGCGCGUUGUUCUGCGAGCGUAUAUCCGUGGUCGAUCGGUUCUCGUCGUCUUUGCCCUGCCAAGUUGUCCGCUCUUAUGCGCCUCCCUCGCGGCCCGGCGAAUGCACCGCAACUUGCGGGAAUGGCUGGUCUUUGUCUGCGAAUCGAGUUCCCCCUGCUGCUUGUCAGAGCUCACUUUCCAGCAUCCGUGUCCCUCACUACACUGCUCAGCCCGAAGCGUGGACCCCUCCACAUCUGUCCAGCGCCUGUGGCGACUCAUCUUCUUCGUCCUGCUCCGCACCUCUCAGUCCGGCAGGUGCUUGCUCUUCGGCGGCCAGCCUUGCACACAGAAACCGCAGUGUUCCUUCUCCGCGCUGCGCUGCUCGUACUUCGUCUUCGUCUGCCCUCUCUUCCUGCGAGCUGCUGCGUGGACCUUCUUCGUUCUUUUCCGCGUCCUGCUCUUACUCACCGAGGCCUGCUCAAGCUCGCUGGAAGCUGCCACGGGGAUCGCCGGCGACGGAUGGCGCAAUUGUGGGCGGGAGCAGAAGUGGGAGGGCUCCUGCGGCUUGCGAGGGAAGUAUCGACAGUGAGGACUGGAGAACGCCUGCUCUGGGACAAGGCGAAACCAGCUCUGCGACGAAAUCACUCAGUGGCAGCUCUACUGGUCAACAGCUUCAGUCGCGCGCGACGGCUACCAGCGACGCUGACCAGCCGAGAUUGCAAAGCGCAGCGCAGACCGGGCGGUGCAGCCUGAGAGGGGUUGUUGGUCCUGGUUCAGCAGCCGCCGCUGUUGACGGUUUGUGGAGGCACCCCACCGGUGACACCCACGCCUGCGGUGUCAGAUACUCAGCGGCGACGCACUCGUCGACUGCUUUUGAAGAAUCACACGCGCCAUUACCACACCCGGGUUCGAGUGGCUCUUCCCCCCUGCAGAGCUGCGGCUGUUUAGGAGAUGGGCAGCAACUCGGCGCUCCGCAGCCGUUCGGCUCCCCCUGCCGCUGUCGGAACGUUUCGCGGACAACGCCCCCACGGCAGUACGCCUGGAUCCGCGUAGAACAGGUGUCCAGGCGUCUGCCAACGCAUCCAGAUCUCGUCGUCUACGGCGAGAUGUGCGGCCCGGUCACCAUAACGGUGUCGCCGCUGGCUGUGAGCUCUGCGAUUUCGGCGGUCACCCAGGCGCUGGAGCCCGUCGAGCGGGCCUACGUGCUGUCACGCGCGAAGGGGCGGGUUCAGGAAGCCAUCCGAAAAAGCGAGAUCUUCAUGGCUGAACUAGCCGACCAGCUGUACCGCGCCGACGUAUGCAUCACGCUAAAGAGUCCGCUGAGGCUCUUGGUGCCCCUCUGUGCGCAGAAGGAGGCCGCGCAGAAGCAACUGUCGCCCACGCACCGCAGAGGGAGGCGCGAGGAGAGUACGCUAGAGGCAGACGGCCCCAUAGACGGAAUAAGCGUCUGUGACCCGAAUGUUUCGCCGAGGCAGGAGCUGAGAGAUGCCCACAGCAACGCUAAUGCGAGAGCGAUAUCACCUGCAUCGCUCUGGCCGUAUUCGCCUCCCAGGGGAGGUGGACGAAGAGACCGGCGAAGAAUCGGCGCGGCAGCAGCGAGUUUAGGUGUGGAUGCGGCUGGGGAAUCGGAUCCGCAGGAGGCGGUGGUGAGAGGCUGGAAGGGUGCGACUGCAGACACCGUGGAUACGAGGAAAUGGGCAAGGAGGCGGAAGUCGCAACGCGAGAGUGGCAGCGUCAGGCAUCAGCCAGCGACGGGAGCCGACAGCCCCCCUUCGUCUCUGCCUGGCGCCAGAAAACAGAGAGAAAAUGCACGGAAUAGGGAAGUAGGAGCGAAUGAGCUAUACGACGCUUUGCUCUUUGAUUUUGGUGUCAUUGUAAUUGAUUCACAAAUUCGUGUUCCACAGUGCGAUCUGGUGCACGACGAGGGCGGUAUGCUGCUGUUGCGGGCUGCUGCCCCGGGCACCGAGCCUCUGGUGCCUUCUCGUUCAUUGCUUCGUCCCUCCCCGCACGCCAGACCGAUUCGCCCGCCUGCACGAGCUUCUUCCCACCACGUACCCGGUUCGUCGGCGGACUCCACGAAGACUGUUCAGAAGUUUUCUGUGUCAUUCUGCCGGUCCCCGUCAAGUCUCGCUUCGCCGUCCGUCACGCCGCCGCCCCAGGAGGCAGCGCGAAACAUCCCGCCCGCUAACCACUCCCCGCCUUUGUCAAGUAAAGACGGGAGUAGGAAGCAGGAAGGGACGGGUCCGCCACAUGUCUCCAGUUCUGCGUCUGCUUUGCCGUCUUCCUCCCCCUCGUGGUCAAAGGAUUUCUCUCCGUGUUCUUCAUAUCGCCUUCCGCCGCCGUCUUCUCCGUCACUUCGCGCGUCCAUAUGCCCUCCCUACGACCGCUACGCGGUGCUGUGCAGCGGCUGGAGCACGAGUCGAGUCCACAGCUUUCUCGCAUUCAUGGAGCAGACAGCCGAGUGCGCGUGCGCCGUUUGUUGCUUUCAUGCAUCUCACAAAUGCUUCUGUGUUCGGUCGCGGAACGAAUCCAGCUGUACACCGCCGCGGCGACGGGUCGCAGAGAACCGUGAUGACGCAGCAGGAGCAUGGCGGCCAGACGACACACAUUUUACCUUCUUAUCUGGCGCCGGCGGUCAUGCGUGCCCCGGACUGCGAGGUUGGUGCCGAAGCCAAGUUGGCGGCGGCACGGGAGAACGGGAAAGCGAGGACGACGUGGCGCAGGAGAGGAGAAGAACCCCGCUCGCUUCGCCCUCCCCCUGUCGCUACUUCUACGCCACACCCGCAAGGGAGGUGAAGGCCCCUGCACGGUCUCCGGGGAUGGCUCAAGACCCAGGGUAUCGCAUACGCGAAGAGCGCGCCUACCGUGGAAAUGGAAACAAGGCAGGCGAUGCCAAAAGUUCUCGGCCUGAGUCCCGUUACCCGAAAAAAACCGAGGACGACACGGACGCUGGAAACAGAGAGGAUACGGGACAAGACAGAGCUCGUGACAGUCGCUCGGGGACCUACAUACUUCACCCGCUCUCCUUUCGAAUGUGCGGGGAUAUCUGUCACUUGGGAGGCGACGCAGUGGACAGUCUUCGGCUUCCAAAGUUUAGGCUUCUGGUUCAAGAUGACAGCGCCAGCGGAGUCUUCGUGGAGCUCGCUGACGAUGACGUGCGCCAGCUGUCGAAGCUGUACCGCGAAUGUCUGCAGGCUCUUCAGCUUUCUUCUUGCGCAUCUACCCACACUCGCACUGAUGUCCCUGCCGCACACGCUCAGGGCACUGCCACGCCCCUGAGAUACGGAGGUUCCCGACGCUGCCUUGCAGUGGUGGAUGGGAACGUGAGACCUGUAUACACGUCGAAGUUACAGACGAGGGACACUGACGCACGCCUUGGUCUCUUUCCGCUCGAGCACACCCGCGGUCACCGUCCUGCUUGUCACUGGUCGAAGUCUCACGCCAUAUCGCGUUCAUGCUCUGCGCCCCACGAAGGCGGAUCGACCUGGAGUGACUCUGCAGCGCCCGCCAAGGCGAAUAUGGAUCGUGAAGCGGUGGCACCAUUAUUCUUGACGCUGAAGAGCGACGCUGCCUUGGAAGACAGGCGUGGAAACCGUAGGCCAAUUCUUCCGAGCUUCCACAAGCUCCCGCGCCUCUCGUCGGCUUCGCCCUUACCUCCUCGGGCCGCUGGCGAAGAGAGCGACUCUUCCCGUCUGUCUUUGCAGUCCCAGUCUUCAUCGGCGUCGUCGCUGGAUUCCCAUCCCCACAGAGGGGAGCGAUGCGCCCCUCCAGUGGUGCAUUCGUGCCGCGCCACGUACUCGUCACCUACGCUGGAGGACGAGACGCCGCCACAGAGACCGCAGGGACGCCAGCAGAGCCGCAGACGUUCAUUGUCCGGUCGAAAUCAGCAUGAGCCGCACUACCUGCAGUCCAUGUUGAAGCCGCUGCUUAAGACGGGCCAGCGGCGUCGUUGUUCUAGCGGCGACUUGCUUACCAAGGACAGCUGGAGAGACUGGGAGCGUGUGGGCACGCCCUACCAGGAGGACCAAGGAAGGCCCGCGAUGCAUGUCGCUCCGGCGUGCGAUGCGUGCCUGUCUGACAGGCGUUUCCCCCCUCUCGUUGACACCAGAGGACGAGAGAACUCUUCAUUUUUCCAGAUGCUUUCCCUCAUGGUGCACAGAGCGUUCAUCCGCCGCAGACAUGAUGAAGGCGACGUCUCAGUCUCACCGCCGGUCACCCUUUCUCACGUCGGCAGCAGUCUGUCACGGAGACCGGAGACGCCGGAACAGCGCCGCAUCUCGCGUUUAACGAGAAUGUUCUCGCUCCUCUCGGAUCGACCGGGAGUUCGAAACAGCCGACUCUUCAAAACACUGCACUCCUCGUCGCUGUCUGACGACCGCUCUUCGGUUCUACGCUCGAGUACAGAGGGAAGCCGGCUGCUGGGGGGAGAAGCAGCGGAUCGCCCAUCACCUCGGCCCAAUGAUGAGGCAGACUCCGCAUGUUUGCCUCGUUUCAGCGUCUUCACUGGAACACAUCGCCCGGAGCGCAGACACGGAGGCACGCUGCGUUUCCUAGAAUCUGUCAGUGCUCGUCAGGAAGGCUUAUCCGGCGGGCGGUACCGCGGGAUGGACUCUGCCAGUCAGUCAGGAGCGGUGCGGACGCUUUCGGCCGGACCCCCCGGUAGUGAAGCCAUGCACAAGCAGAGAGAACCAGAUCGGCGUGGAGGACAAAAGAGAGAAGACAUGCGGCACCUGGGGGAGGAAGCAGCAGAUUACAGACUCAACAGGCACACACGGGCCAGCCAGUACGAAAGUUCUCGCGACGCGGAUAUGGGUUACAGUGUAUCAGACAGAGAAUCCCACAUGCUGGAAGCCGCUGGCCUCGAGGGCGUUGUGCCAGCGAGGAACCUGCCGAGGCAAGUCGCCUCGGCGGCGGACGGCCGCGCAGCUACUCCGCUUCCCAGUCGGACAACACCCGUGUUUGAAGAAGUUGCAGAUAGUGAAGGGAAGGCGGAAUUUUGGGUUAGCAGUCCGCGCCAGAAGCGGCUAAGGACGACCUCGGAUGCAGAGAGGCUAGUGAAGAUGGAGAGGACGGUGACACGAAGGAGCUCCCGCGCGAAGGCCUUGACGGUCUCCGGCGGCGGCACUGACGCUGACGAGGACACAAGCGCCGAGGGGGAAAGGAGGGUCCUUCGGGGUCGGUGCCCUCUAGAAAAACUACUACAGUACAGGGAAGAGGGAGGAUCAAGGACCGGAGAGAAAGACAGGCAAUGGAAUGUGCACUUCUUCCGAGGGCAGAGCGACGACGACUUCUGGCAGAAUCGUCAGCGACACAAGCGGCGUCGCAGAACCCGCAGAACUCGUUCUGAGGGAGACAAUGACAAAUUGUCUCUUGAGCCGGCUCCUCAGAGAGCAAGCCUCGGCGCCUACCGGGAGGGCCCCCCGUUCAGUCCCUCAGCGAUGGGGGACGCGUUUCGCCGAGUGGUCGCCAAAGACGGUCCCGUAGGGAAGCCGGCCUCCGACCAAAACAGGGGUCACUGUUCCUCCCCACCCGGAGUCUGUACAGAUUCUGCUUCGUCGUCGCCGCGAGGCCUCGUGAGUGCCGAAGUACAAUUCGAGCUUUCGCGUCUGACGAUUGUCGUGCUCUGGAACGCCGAAGGAUGCCGUUCGGUGGCAAGGAGGCACUUCAGCGCUACUCCAGGCGAGGCCCGCUCAGCCUCUUCCAAGUCGCAAGUGAAGCAUGAGCGAGCGAAAGAAGAUGACGGGGAUACGCAACAGCAGCAGACGACGCCAACGGCCGAGGAUGACCGCUGCUCGCGGAAGCGUCGCGCACCAGGAAAUGCCUGCGUGGCGUUAGACUACAACGGUCUACGCCAGGUGUCCACGGCAAACGUUCUGAAGCGCUCAGACUUGCUUUCAAGACUGCCUCGCGCUCUCGAGCAAGACAACUGCCACACAAGUCCUCGCCGUGUGGCUUGCCAAGCGCUUGUGGAAGAUCGCGACGGAGCCUGCUGGAGCGGCCGCGGUGGGACUGAGUACGAUCUGUCGGGUCGGUCUACGUCAUACGGAGUCGACAGCGAAGCCGACGCAGACGAAGCACGGGCCCGUGCGCGGUUCUCCGCAUCGGCCGCCUCUGGGGAGGGGGUCCCAUUGUUUAGACAGUGUCAUGACGGGUUAGCUUCUUCAGUGGAAAGCCCAGGCCGCUGUGCGUCACUUGGCGCCGACGCUCACAGCUCAACCGAUCCCUCCACCCACUGUGAAACGGACAGUCCCGCAGGGACAGACACUUCGCGCUCCUGUUCGCUCCACCCGCGGUGCUGCGCGUGUUGUCGCGACGUCGCGGCAGGCCACGAACGACAGAAGGGGCACGGGCUUAGCCUCUUUCCAGGCACUGGCAGGCAGCUCUGCGUUGGCAUCUCUAUCGUGAAUGUGAGAGCGGCUGCGCGCUCAGGGCUGAGCAGCUCGAGGGACGCAAGAGUAAUCGAUGUAGCGAGUCUCGGAGAAGGCGCUGUUGUGGGAUCGACUCGGUGCGUCUACCGGUGCUCAGCUGGGACCGUCUCGCUUAUUGUUCCGCAAAGCCCGGACUCUCCCCGGCGUCCAGGUCUGCUGCAUGUUUGCAGGACAGCAGUGGCGCAACACCCUGAGAGAGAGUCCCGCACGAGACGGGAGGGGACGAAGGCGGCAGAUGCCGGGGAAGGCGCGCGCGCGCCGUCGUCUGCCAUACGCGAAGGUACAGGAGCCGUGUCCGGCGGCGACAGGAGUAGCCAGAUGUGGUCACCGGCUUCCGCAGUGGUCCACCGGGGGGCGAAAGCAGAGAGCACCGCGGACACGAGUUCUGAACACGAUCGAGAGCAACAACGAUGGUCGCGGUAUCAAUACGACGAGGCAAACGUGACACAGGGUCACCUGCCAGAAGCAGGGCAAACUAACCCAGACUGCGGGCUCUCUGAGGGCGUCACGGCGCAUGCUGCACCGGGCUCGUUAAUUCAGUCUAUCUGCUCGAAACGAAGGCGAAGAAGCAGCAGCUCUCAGAGUUGGGUAGCCUGCAAACAAGAGACCUCUUCAGAGCAUGACAGAAGGGGAAGAUGCGUUCAGAAUGAUGUGCGACCUCUCCGUACGGAUAUCACCGCGCAGGAACAGACACGCGUGGCACCGACUGCGAACGACUCUGGCCUGUGCGCAGCACGGCCAGCGUGUCAUACAAGGAGUCAAGGGCGCAAGGAAUGCAGAGACACGAUGGAAAGGGACUGGAGAGACGAACCGAGUGAACCGUGGUGGUGGAGAUGCCACACAGUAUUCAUGCUGCACGCGAUCCGCCGCGAAGAUAAAGUUGAUCCGUCUCUCUCUCUUCUACCUGCUCCUCCGCCGGCUCUUGUCUCGCUCUGCGAACGACUGGCGCCCUUUCUUCCCCCACGGUCACUCCAGGGGGAACAGGAAAACCGUGUUCCUGCAUCCGACAACACGAACUCAGACGCAGGGCUGAGCACCUUCUCCUCCACCUCGAAGCUGCCGGAGGAGCAGGGUGAAUGGACGCCACGUCGGUCUAGUUCUCGCGCCCGGCUCGGCUUCGCACAGGUGCCGCAGGGCGUGGCGGGUGGGGGCCAGCCCUCCCGACAGGGUGACGCGACCAUGUGGACGGGAUGCGAGAUGGCGGAAGUGCGUCGACGAAACGACGCACUGAACGGCGAUACAGUCGAGCGCUACUUGGUGGCGUCUGAAACCGCCAAGAGGGCUUCAUUCCUUGCUGCCACGUCUGUUCCCCUGUUCCCCGCGUCGACAUGUCGUCCUGCCUGUGGAGGCGGCAGCACAUCUAGCCGAACAGUUUCCAGUCGAGGCCGCGACAACAGUGCGCUCUUUCCGAACCUAGCAUCAGGCUGCGGACUACACUGGCGUCGUGCAUUCCCUCCACUGGUCCCUUGUUUUCCCGGUCAGUACGUCCUUCGUCGGGAGCUGCAUCCAUUUUCGCGUCUUGAGAUCUCUCGGCAGGCCACGGCCGGACCGGCGGCGCAUACUGUGUGGAUCGCGAGCCCCUGCCGGGAGAUGGCAGAGAGGGAAGACGGAGAUAACAAGAUACUGGUAGUUGAAGAGGAAGAAGGAGAGGAAUGGAACACCACAGAAGUUGUCAUAGUCAACACAGUGCUCGGCCUGCGGUGGGUUGUUACUUCUCGCGAAGCAGCAUUGCUAGCGCACGAGACGCGCCGUAGAGGCACUCAGUAUCUGUCACUCCUUGCAGACGAGGGGGGACGUCGAUCGUCGGUCUUGCGCCAACAACCUGCGAGCAGAAACAUCGACCAUGAAAGACCUCUUGCAUCAAGAGAGCCAGACCCCACUCGUCUCGCUGUGAUAGGGGAUGCUUCAUCAAACAGACUACGACCACGCUUCUCGUCUGCGCCUCCUGGGCGACCUGCAAUGAUAAUGGAGCCCAACGGAGAACGAUACAAAGCUCACGGAGAACAAGAUAAGCCCGAUUUACAGCUCGACGGAGAUAUCUGCUUCAAGUCGUUACAGCAUUCCUUAAGUCUAGUCAUACAGCCAUACAGGAUACUUAUGGACUGGGAGGCGGCAGGAAAUAUGGUCGGUAAGUCAGAAAAGAAGACAGGGAGGAAGAAAAAAACCGGCAAGCGAAUCGAACACAAAGCCGAAGCGCACAAGAGAUGGGGCACACUUUAG
Molecule: messenger RNA, 14304 nt
Organism: Besnoitia besnoiti
Lineage: Eukaryota; Apicomplexa; Conoidasida; Eucoccidiorida; Sarcocystidae
Exons: 6
Coding region: 1-14304 (4767 amino acids)
Source: RefSeq, a predicted model, not a curated record